AUGGCUGACCCGACGCCGUCGCAGUCGCCGGCGCAGACGCCGCCCCCACCACCGGCGCAGCAGGCUCCCGCGGCGGGCGGACGCGAGGACAUGCUGGCGUGCGUGGCGGCGCUGGAGGCCGCGCUGCUGCCGUGUCUCCCCGCGCGCGAGCUCCAGGCCGUCGACCGCUCCCUCCAGUCCUCCCACCAGAUUGAUGUUGAGAGGCACGCCAGGGAUUUCAUGGAAGCUGCCAAGAAGCUCCAGUCUUAUUUCAUCAGCCUGCAGCGUGAGGAUCAGCCAACUCCAGAAGAGAUGCUUCGGAAGGAGAUUACGACAAUGGAGGAAGAACUGAAGACCAAGUCUGAGCUUAUUGCCAAGCACGAGAAGUUGAUUGAAGGGUGGCGAAAAGAACUGAAGGAGCAGCUGGGCAAGCACAUCACCGAGCUUGAAAGGGUGUGA
Messenger RNA from Miscanthus lutarioriparius, 438 nucleotides. Lineage: Eukaryota; Viridiplantae; Streptophyta; Magnoliopsida; Poales; Poaceae. The record is from the annotation of a GenBank genome assembly.